AAGUUCAGUUCCAUCCAAACUCCUUCAGAAUAUAUUGGGGAGGGGAGGGGAGAGGGGAGCUCAUGUUUUCGUUUGUUUAGCUGGAUUCGCAGGACGUAAGGCAUAAACUGUGGGAUAUCGCGAUGAAAGGAAAGACAUUGAUAAACUUACUCUCCUCAUAGAGAGAGUAAAUAUGAGCUUUGGAUUACAGCGAGUGAAUGGUGACGCACUAGCUUGUUAAUACCUGUACGAUUAAGACGCCGAAGAACCAAGGUAGUCUUACCAUUGUCAUUCGCUCAACCACGAUAUUAGAAGAACCCGUGGGACAAUGUCGUCUUGGUGUCACGUAUUAUGUCAAUGCUGAUUAGCAAAAUAUAUGUUAUUGUCCAAUCUUCGAGGGCAGACAACGCUCGUGUGGGUGUGGAUGCCAGGAAGACUAUUAAAUGCCCGAGCUAUACACACGUAAGGCGUCGUUCGUGUGUGUAUAAACUUACAACACGUAGCCGUCGGAGUUGGGACGGAGCGUUGAGAAUACUCAGGUAGCCAGACGACAACGCGGUUACACGACCUAUUCACCUGAGGCAAAGCGAGAGCAGGGAGCGAGGAAACCGAGAGCCAAGUUCUCUGCGGGAUCAACGGUGAAGAUCUAAACUUUUUAGGCCGACCUGCAUUCCUGAAAAUAUCGCCUCAGAAAUAUCAAUCGGGGUUACUUAUCCCCCUGUUGCACGUGACUUCGGGACGGUUGUAAUAUAUUGAAUACCUAACAGGUCCCCCGAUUGCUGCAACUAUAUUUCCCAUGUAGCCUACAUAAUUUACUCAAGGGGGUAUCCACAACGACUUGCCAGUGAGCAGCGAAGGACAAGCAGACACAUUUUUUUUUAUAUAGAAUUACAAAUUACAACCCGUGAUUGCUACAGGAUCUUAUUGAAGAAUUUACCAGUUGAAUUUACCGACGGGCACAGGGAUAUGCUUUGCAGUGUUAACAGGCGGAAAUAGCAUACAGCAGAAGAAAUGUCUCCGGAUUAUUCAGGUGUGACAUCUUCGCGUUUGUCAUAGGGCGACCUCAUUACGCAGCCAGCUAAGCACUGAAUUGCAUUUCGAUAUCAAAAGUUCGGAUCGCACAGCAGACAAAGAUGGAUGACUUCCAGAACUCUGCUGCCUCGCCGCCAAUCUCCAGAAGCGGGAAAUCAAAGAACAAGAUGCAGCACUGGCAACAGGUGCGUGAGAAAAUUAAGACACAGGCAGAGUCUAUGGAAAGAAAGCUUCGCUCUGAAACAAUGGAGAGAUACAUACGAAAUCACAGGACCACCGCCCACGCCGGGGCACCCUGGGGAGAGGACUUUUAUAAAAUACUCAAAGAGAGAUCCAAGGCCAACAGCGGAGGCCGACAUCGGAUAAAUACAACAUUCAGUUUUAGUGAAAAUAUUUCCGACAGCCAGCUCUCGAAAACGGAAGAAGAGUUUUUCCAUGCGUGUGAGUUUGGAGACAUUCCGCGCGUGCGGCAGUUCCUCACGGAGGAUCUCCCCGACUUUGACCUGACAAGGUCAGACCCUUUAGGGAGAACUCCCCUGCGUCUGGCAGCUGAAAAUGAACACUUGGAGAUCGCUGAACUGCUGAUCAAAAAAGGAUGCACAUACAGAGACAUGUACGACGCAUUGCUCCUAUGUAUUACACUGGGACACCAAGAAAUUGCAGAGACAAUUCUGAAAAACCCAACCUACCUUUACUAUGCUAAACAACAAAACAGUCGGGACGGCUCGCAGUGUGAAAACACAGACAAAAACCACGUGGCAGAACACGCGCAUGCGCCUCGAAGGGUCUCCAACGUGCUCUCGGACGAUUCACAAUUCUCUAUGGAUAUUACACCGCUGAUGCUGGCGGCACAACACAAUCGGUUCGAAAUAGUUCAGUUGUUGUUGAUGCGAGGGGAGAGGAUACAUCGACCACAUCAUUAUUACUGUAAUUGUUGUUCUUGUAAAGAAGGGGCCAAAGAAGACCAAUUGAGAUUCAGAAUACGGAGAUUGGAAAGUUAUCGAUCCUUAGCCAGUGAGGCAUACAUCUCGCUUGCUAGCAGAGAUCCCAUUUUGACGGCAUUUGAGUUAGCCAAGGAGUUGAGAGAAGUGGCGUCUAUGGAAAGACAUUUUAAGAAUGAAUACAAAGAGUUAGCAGACAAGCUAAGCACGUACGUCGUCCGUCUGUUGGACCGCGUGCGGAGCAGUGCCGAGCUGGACCUUGUUCUGAACAAGACCGGAAGAGCGUCCAAGGAACGCUACAGUAAACUCGCCAGGUUCAAAUUGGCAAUUAUAUAUCUAGAAAAGAAGUUCGUGACACAUCCAUUCUGUCAACAGAAACUUACCGGCAUUUGGUACGACGGCGUCCGUGAGAUUUUAGAACACAACAACUGGUUUUACCGCGUGCUGUUCGUAGUGCUCCUUAUCCUGUUGUAUCCCCUGCUGGCCAUUGUCUACAUCUUAGCACCAGACUCCAGGGUGGGAAAGUUCCUGAAGUAUCCCAUAGUCAAAAUGAUAUCCAGCACGACGACCUAUGUCACCUUUCUCACCAUGAUCCUGGUGUUCACGCUGACUGCCAAUCCUGCCAAUGGGCGGAGACUCUCCCACUACCAGCCGCAGUACGACUACUACCUACGCCACAAGAAUGUGUCCGCCACAACGAAGGGUUAUCCGGAUGAUUUUAUACUGCGUUCCCACGUGCCGGAUUCUUUGGAGAUACUCAUUGUUAUAUGGAUUGUGGGCAUGCUGUGGCAGGAGUGUAAGCAGGUCUACCAGUUUGGGAUUCGAGAGUAUCUGUGGUCAUUGUAUAAUAUCCUCGACAGCAGUAUGAUUAUGUGUUAUAUAACCUCCUUCACGUUGAGAUACAUUUGUUAUGAAAAGACAAAAUACGCCAUUGGUUAUUUUGCCUCGGAAGAUAAGUGGUAUCAGUUGGACGUAGGAGAGGUCGAGGCAAGGAACCAGUUCUACUGGCUUAUAGCAGACCGUUAUUUGUGGCAGAAAUACGAUGCAUUCUAUAUCUCCGAGGGAUUGUUUGCUAUAGCCAAUGUGCUGAGUUUCUCUCGUAUAUCUGCCCUGUUACCAGCGAAUUCCACGGUCGGACCAACACAGAUCUCUCUCGGGCGAAUGGUGAAGAGUGUCACCAAGUUCAUGUUCAUCUUCCUGAUGAUGUUCUUGGCGUUCAUGGUUGGCCUUCAGAAUCUGUACUGGUACUUCAAUCCCAGCGUCCGCCUGGAGGUGGAGAUUGAGAAGAGAAACGUCACAACUAAUGCCGAGGGAGGAUUUGGGACAUUCGAGCUGACGUUCCGCACGGUGUUCUGGGCUAUAUUUGGUCUCGGAGAGUCACAGGUGGUCCAGUUGAAUGGAUACGACGCCGUCUUCACGGAGUCCGUGGGUUACAUUAUGUACGGCGUGUACAACCUGACCACUGUGGUAGUACUGCUGACUAUGUUGAUAGCUGUGAUGACCAAGUCCUUUGAGGUGAUACAGCAAGAUGCGGACAUGGAGUGGAAGUUUGCCCGCUCCAAGCUGUUCAUGGAGUACAUAGAGGAUGGCACCACACUUCCGGUUCCUUUCAAUAUUCUUCCAACUCCUAAAUCCAUCAAGCAUUUAGUGCUGUUGUUUAUAGGGCAAAUCAGAGAAAAGUUCUGUAGGGCGGCUGUAGAGAAGGAAGUUCGUGAGGCUUGUACCAUGCCAGUGGAGACGACAUCCGAGGCCUACGACAUGACACCAAGAAUAGAACCAAAACUGAGGAAAAACUUCAACAAAUUCCCCAGUCUGGACGAGGUAGAAAGGGCAGACAGCAACCAGGGGUCCCGGCAGGGGUCAAUACAGGGGGAGGACCAAGCGGAAGCGGACGCGGAUGUGGACGCCGGUGACGUGAGUGACGUCAAGCCUCGUUCUGAUCUGAAGCUAACAUACUCGAAAGUUGUGCGGUCCAUAGUGAAGCGUUAUAUAUUUGAGACUGCUAUGGAGGAUGAUAAAGAAGUGACAAAUGAAGAGUUAAAACAAGACAUCUCAAGCUUCAGAUUUGAAGUCCUCAACAAUUUUAAAGGUCGCAAAGACGGUGAUCGAACUCCCAGCAACAACAACAGCGUCUCUAGCUCUAUCCGGGCACUUCAGAACUCUCUAAACAAGGUCCAAGAUACUCUCCAUUCCAUGGCGGCAGCCAAACCGGUUUCACGACCGAAGUCUAGAUUACUUCAGAGGUCGUUCGCAAUUCCUGAAUUAUCAGAAGAAAUGGAUGACCAAGAUGGGCUCGGAGACUUGGAAGAUGAAAGAACAAUAAUGAACAAGCCGCCAUUUAAGACACGCUCAUUAAGUGAAGGGGAUGUGAAAGUACAUUUCGUUAACGGGACGCCAAGCACGAAACGUGAGGUGUCCACGCAAACGAUAGUUGGCACCACUGAUAGUUCUGCCCAACUUGGCGUGACCUCACAGAGCGUUGCUGUACAGACAGAACCAAUGGGACGCAACGCGGCGAGAGUGUCGUUUAUCCAACUAAGUGACCCAGGCGAAGGCGAUCAAAUAAACACAUCGCAUUUAUCAUUUGUGUGACAGACGAUUUCAUAUUAAAAUCACUAUCUCAUAUACGUUGCAUAACUAUGUAGAUUGUUAUGAAUAUAAGUGGACCAACUACACUUGAAAAUUUCAAAAGUUCAUCAGCCGAGUUUUUUUAAUGCAAUCACUGAAAGCAGUUUUAAAAAUCCAAUCUCACAAAAUGGCCAUAGAGACCAGAAGAGCACCGAAACGUCUUCCAUACCUAUGCUAUGCAAAAUCGCUAACUUGAUAACUACAAUGUUCCAAUUAGUUUGAUAUCAAGCAUUUAUUUUGGACAUGUAUUUGGGUUAAGGCACUCGGACCAUUUGCACCAUGUAUAGGCCUACGUAAGAUUAGCAAACGCCAUUUAACCCGCUUGGAGGUAAUAUAAUUCUAAAACGAAGUCGCACGCAUUUUCUUUAUGUUUUGCUGUUCUGUCCGCUUCAUAGGAAGCGUAUUAUAAAGUCACAGCAGCAUUUCUACUUGUUUUUAGGCGGCUUUUUCAUUGUAAAGUUUAUUGCGUCUCCAUUUCCUCCUGCAGUAUCUUUUUGUCUUGACAGAAAAUUGUUUACGAUCUUCUCCCAUAGGUACACGGGGCGGAUUUAGGCCGUCUUCUGGGUCUUCCGAAAGACGGUCAGAUUUUCAAGUUAACAUUGACAGGUAUCUAUAUUUUACUGUUGGAAGACGGUCAAAAUUGGAGGAUGAAUCAACAAAGAUAAUUUGGAAGUCUGUCAGUAAGUAGCUCUCCAUCCGCCCCAGUACACAUGAUUUGUCUUCUAAGGAUAUCCGAUCUUUACCAUAAGUCCGAGACUUUGGCGGGUUAAUUAAUUGUGGCUUAUGAGCCAAGCAAUUCGCUACUGAUUGUCGUGUACACGUUUUGAUUAUGAAUUUACCUAGCAAUUCUCGUUACGCUACCUCACUUAUAUACAAGGGAUGCACUUUUUUGAAAUAAGAACCGGGUUUAGAAAGUGGUCAGAUAUAACCAGUUUUAGAUUAUGCAAUUUUGGCCCCAUGGUUAAAUGUGAAAUGGUAGAUUGUGUAAUUAGCAUACAUGACGACCCACCUAAAUGUUGAUCCCAUCAUCAUUAUUGAUAUUUUCGUAUCUUGUUAUUGUCAAAGUAGCUGGAUAACAAUUCUUAUUUGAUAACCAAUUAUCAUUUUUUCGAAGAAAGAAACAUUCAUCCAUUUGUCAUUUUAUUCGUUUGUGCAAUAACCCAAAACAUUUGGCACCGAAAAUAAAUAAAAUAUUAUUCACUUCA
Messenger RNA from Lingula anatina, 5785 nucleotides. Its product is annotated as short transient receptor potential channel 7. Gene Ontology annotation, biological process: calcium ion transmembrane transport; single fertilization; regulation of cytosolic calcium ion concentration. Gene Ontology annotation, cellular component: plasma membrane; cation channel complex. The record is from RefSeq and is a predicted model, not a curated record. Gene Ontology annotation, molecular function: inositol 1,4,5 trisphosphate binding; protein binding; store-operated calcium channel activity. NCBI's taxonomy places the organism in Eukaryota, Metazoa, Brachiopoda, Lingulata, Lingulida, Lingulidae.